AAGGAACUACAGCACGGUCACAUGACUUCACGUCACCACCACUAAGCUAAAGGGCUGCAGCAUGUUUACUUCUGUGAAGGCCUUCGAGGGGCAGCAGUACUCGACCCUGAAGAGGCAGUGCCUGCAGAGCGGACUUCUCUUCGAGGACCCCAGAUUCCCCGCCUACGACGACUCGCUCUUCUACCAGGGCAACAGGAUCGGACGUGUGGUCUGGAAGAGGCCUCGGGAGUUGUGUGAAGACCCCCACCUGUUUGUGGACGGCAUCAGCGCCCACGACCUGCACCAGGGUCAGCUGGGGAACUGCUGGUUCGUGGCCGCCUGCUCCAGCCUCGCCUCCAGAGAGGCGCUGUGGCAGAAG
This is a messenger RNA of Gymnodraco acuticeps, 358 nucleotides long. Its product is annotated as calpain-5-like. The annotation marks the transcript as partial. Lineage: Eukaryota; Metazoa; Chordata; Actinopteri; Perciformes; Bathydraconidae. Gene Ontology annotation, cellular component: cytoplasm. The transcript is spliced from 3 exons. The record is from RefSeq and is a predicted model, not a curated record. Gene Ontology annotation, biological process: proteolysis. Gene Ontology annotation, molecular function: calcium-dependent cysteine-type endopeptidase activity.